This is a messenger RNA of Limulus polyphemus (Atlantic horseshoe crab), 7320 nucleotides long. RefSeq names its product protein transport protein Sec24A-like. Gene Ontology annotation, cellular component: endoplasmic reticulum exit site; COPII vesicle coat. The transcript has 24 exons. The coding region runs from base 88 to 3543 and encodes 1151 amino acids. NCBI's taxonomy places the organism in Eukaryota, Metazoa, Arthropoda, Merostomata, Xiphosura, Limulidae. Gene Ontology annotation, molecular function: SNARE binding; zinc ion binding. The record is from RefSeq and is a predicted model, not a curated record. Gene Ontology annotation, biological process: COPII-coated vesicle cargo loading; intracellular protein transport; endoplasmic reticulum to Golgi vesicle-mediated transport.
UGUAUUUCACUUUUUAUGGUUUAGUGUUGUUGCAUACGUCAUUCUAGGAGAAUAUGAGGACGUUAGGGCCUGAAAAAGUUUAAUAAUAUGUCUGCGGGACUACCAAGACAGCAUACUACAAGUUCUGUAGGAAGACCACCAGUAUCUUCAGUACAUGUUAGUGAUACUGACGUCUUGCCUGGCAGUACCUUUCACUCCACAACAGUCUCAUAUACAACAAGAACAGGAUCCUGUGCUGACAAUAGGCAGCCACAAAUCUUGCCUUUUCAGGGAUUAAGUGGAGUAGAUAAUUUGCUUGGACCAUCUCCUGGUAUGAGUUCUAGUACUGCUGGACAUGCUCUUCCACCAGAUCAGUUUAAGCCCAGUCGGUAUUCAUCUCCAUCACUGGCAUUACAGCAACAAAAUAGUUAUCAGCCACCAAAAGUCAGUGUACCAGGAAACUCUAAUGCACCUAUUUAUUCUGUGCAAAAUGGACCAAGACUGACUUCACAAUUUCCACAAACUUCACAAAUGAUGUCUAGAACAGGACAGUAUCCUGUAGGAAGAAUGCCGGGGCCAUAUCAAUUGCAGUCUAUGCAGGGUGUUUUCCCUAGAGAAUCAUUGCCACAACAGGGUUCUUACCCUCACUAUCUUGGACAAAAUGCUUCAGUGCCUUUACCAGGAAUUCCUAGUAGUAGUAGUGGUCCCUUGUUACCAGCCCCCUUUCCUGUCCAAAGCUGGGUACAGUCCUCCAGUCCAGGAGUUACUCCUGGACCCUCAGAACCUACUUCGGCUCGUUCCUCGCAGAACACUUCUCCCAUACCCAUGCAGCGUAUUGACUACAUGGAAGGGCAGUUUCCCUCUAGCAGACCAAGUCCAGUUACUUCAGCCACAAACCUACAAGCUCUAAGUCAUGGGUCAGGUGAACCAAGAUUUAAUGGUCCCCCCAUAGCCCAAGGCUCUUGCCCACCACCCCCACCAUCUGCACAGAGUGCUACACCAUUUAUUUCUACCACAAGCUCAGUUAUCUCUCAACAAACACAAGUCCAAAAUGUGGGUUUUGGACCACCACUCAACGGUGUACGACCAGCCCAUGUUAGACCUAGGUAUCCACAACAGUCUGGAAGUAGUCAAACUUCAAAACUAACUAGUCAGCCAAUUAGACAGUCUUCACCUUUCUUUAACACCACUAGCUCUACUCAGCAGCAUUUUUCACUUAAACAUCCAGAAGGACCUGUUGGAGGAAUUGCAGGGGGGUAUGAUCCUCAGUUGCAUGCUCAAAUGACUGGAAUGAGCAUCCAUGGAGGUUUUUCUAAAAUGUGGGAAAGUGAAAAUGUCAACUUGCUUCAAGAUAAAAAUAUACUUCCAUCUGUGCCACUGGAACCUCCUAAGAUUCUGACACCUCAUGAGAGACCAGCAUGCAACCGAGAUAUUUUCAGGUGCACCCUUAGAAAGAUUCCAGAAACUCAUUCACUGCUACAAAAAUCUCGGCUCCCUUUAGGAAUUCUUAUUCAUCCUUUCAGAGAUCUAAAUCACCUUCCAGUGAUUCAAUGUGGCUGUAUAGUGCGAUGUAGAUCAUGUCGCACUUACAUCAACCCUUAUAUUUCGUUUGUUGAUCAGCGUAGAUGGAAAUGUAAUCUGUGUUUUAGAGUAAAUGAUUUACCAGAAGAAUUCUUGUAUGAUCCUGUUUCUGGGUCAUAUGGAGAUCCUUCCAAACGACCCGAGAUUAGAAAUGCUACUGUAGAGUUUAUUGCCCCUUCAGAAUACAUGUUACGACCACCACAACCAGCAGUGUAUCUUUAUGUUUUAGAUGUAUCACACAGUGCUUUACAGACAGGUUACCUGACAGUGUUCUGUAAAAUUAUGCUACAGGAGUUGGAUAACUUCCCUGGAGAUUCUCGUACACAAAUUGGUUUCAUCACAUUUGAUGGAAGUGUUCACUUCUACAAUCUUAAUGAAAGUCUCAAUCAACCUUCCAUGUUAGUGAUGUCAGACAUUGAUGAUGUAUUUUUACCACUCCCAGAAGGACUUCUUGUGAACCUGCAUGAAAAUAGAGCAUUAAUACAAGACCUACUGAAAGAUCUUCCCAAUAGAUUUGCUGAAAAUGAUGAUACAAAUAGUGCCUUAGGUGCAGCACUACAGGCAGCAUACAAGUUAAUGGCUCCAACAGGAGGAAGGAUUACUGUUAUGCAGACACGUUUACCAAAUCUUGGUCCAGGAGCUUUGAAAUCUAGGGAAGAUCCUAAUCAGCGGGCAGCCAAGGAUGUUACCAAUCUGGGGCCUGCUACAGAUUUCUACAAGCAGCUAGCAUUGGACUGCUCUACUCAGCAGAUAGCUGUGGAUCUAUUUUUACUUAGUUCUCAGUAUUCAGACUUAGCAACUUUGGCUUGCAUGUCUAAGUUUUCUGCCGGUAGUGUUAAUUAUUAUCCUAGCUUCCAUGCCACAAUGAAUAAACUUGUGACUGAAAAAUACCAGAAAGACUUGCGACGUUAUCUUACCAGAAAGAUUGGGUUCGAGGCAGUAAUGAGAAUAAGGUGUGCAAGAGGUUUGUCUCUCCAUACGUUCCAUGGUAAUUUCUUUGUUAGAUCCACAGAUUUGUUGUGUCUUCCUAAUGUGAAUCCUGAUGCAGGUUAUGGUAUGCAGGUAGCCAUAGAAGAGAGCUUGACCGAUUACAAAAAUGUUUGUUUUCAAGCUGCCGUUCUUUAUACAUCAACCAAAGGUGAAAGAAGAAUCAGAGUUCAUACAUUGAGUCUUCCAGUUGUAGCAGUUGUGACAGAAGUGCUUGGAAGUGCUGACCAGGAAAGCAUAAUUUGUCUCUUGGCAAAGAUGGCGGUUGACAAAAGUAUAACGUCACUUAGAGAUGCUCGAGAUGCUAUGAUCAACGCCUGCUGUGAUCUGAUAAGUACUUACCAUAAUACAAUAGCAGCUGGUCAGACAGCAGGAGCACUUAUGGUACCCUGCUGUGCACAGUUAUUGCCUCUUUUUGUAUUGGGAUUAUUGAAAAGUGUUGCAUUUCGAGUAGGCAUCAGCACGAAGUUGGAUGAAAGAGUGUUUGCAAUGGAACAGAUGAAGUCUAUGCCCCUGUCUUAUCUGAUGACAUAUAUCUACCCACGAAUGUAUCCAGUGCAUGCAUUAGAUGAUAAUAAGUCCCUGCAAAUUGAUGAAGGAAAAACAGUGCCACAGCCUCCUAUCCUACAGCUAACUUUUGAAAAAAUAGAUCCUACAGGAGCAUACCUUCUUGAUACGGUAGUUUUGAUGUAUCUGUAUCUGGGAAGGGGCAUUAGUGAUCACUUCUGUUCUACUGUCUUGGGAAUAUCAACAUUCAGAGCAAUCCCAGAGGGAAUGACUGAACUACCUGAGCUGGACACACCAGAAUCACUUAGGCUUAGAAAUUUCAUAUCUUGGCUUCUUUCCCAACGGCCCUUCCAUACUCCUCUACUAAUUCUGAGGGAAGACAGUAAGGAGAAGUACAGAUUUCUUCAACAUAUGGUGGAUGAUAGGUCUGAGUCAGCCUUUUCCUACUAUGAAUUUCUGCAACACUUGAAGCAACAGGUUUCUAAAUGAAUUUUAGAAACUAAAACUUAUAGUGUAUUCAAGAACAUUUCACUUUUGUUGUGAAAGAACGUGUUUCACAGUGGGAUUAGUUUGCAGGAACUGAUCUUAAAAAAAAAGAUUUUUAGGUGCUGACAUUGUUAAUUUUCACUGUGUUUAAAUAUAAAGCAUCCAAACACUCCAUAUGUGUGAGGUAAAAACAUAUGUUUGAGCAAGUGAGAACAUUCGAGAAAUUUUCUAUCUGUAUAAAAGUUGGUGAAAUAUGAUGUUAACACUCGUGUUUGUGAAUAUAUUCCUAUAAAAACAUAAAAAUGAAAUUUUCAAUUGUAGGAAAGAAAACUAAGAGAAAAAUGAUACCUGAGCAUAAUGAAAGGACUCGGAGAUGAAGAAGAUAACAGUAAAACUUAUGCCAUUUGAACAUUAGGAAGUAAUAUGAGAAACUACUUGAUUGAUGGGUAAAAUUGGAAUAGAAACUCAAUUUCAAAUGUAGCUAUAUCAUGGAAAACAUUAAACUGAAUAGUUGUGCUUAAAGCAUGUAUAUUUGGUGAGCUAUCAGUCUUCUCUUUAGUUUGUCUUUUGAGUAAAGUGAUGACAGCUAUUUUGCUAAGCCUUGUUGCUGUGCUAUCACAAUUAAUUUGAUAUAUUUGAAUGCAAAGGUUUAAAAAUAUUUAUUGGCCAGAAGUAUGUUUUAAUAAUAAUAAAAGUUGCUUUUCUUUAAAUAGAAAUCUUUAAUGUUUCGUGCUCUUGUUUUGUGGCUUUAUAUAGGCAUGUUGUCUAAAGGUAAAGAUAAAGAAAUGCUAGUAUAAUAGCAAAAAAACUAUAGAUUAAGAUACUUUUACUCCAUAUUCUUAGAAUAUUAUUUUAUAAAUGGUAUGAUCUGGCAUAUUUAAAUGGGUAUUUAAUAUUGCUCUAAAAAUAAUUGGGGGAUCUUAUGGAUGUUUUCAUGUUAAAAUCAUAUGUUACAUCAUCCACUCAUAUCUAGACAUUUUAUCUAACAACUUAUAACUGAUGUAACUAUCAUGCAAGUUUAUAGUCUCAUAGUAAUGUAGGUGCUUGUAUGCUUUAUAAGCAUGUGAAAGUUUCUUUCAUUAUUAUUUGUAUUGGUAAACUAAAUAAAAAUUAGGAUUGUUUAAAGUAACUUUAUAAUCACAGUUACCAUGCAGUUAAUCUUGUGUCUUGAGCAUGUUCAUAGAACCAAUGUUUUAUAAAAAGAACACUAUUAAUCUGUAAAAGGUAAAACUCUCUUGAUAUUUCAAUAAAAAGAUUAAGAAGCUUUGAAGAUUAAAAAUACUAAAAGUAACAUACUUGUCUACGAACUAAAACUUACAGUGAUGUAAAGUAUAAUAGUUCAGAUCUCAUACUUAAGAUAAUAUUAUAUUAUACUUCAAAUAAUAUGGAAUUGAACAAUGUAAAGAAGAAAAAAUGGAAAACUUAGAGAUGUUUUCACAAAAUUCAGUUAUUUCUUAUAAAUACCAUAUCUAUUAUUGAGUAAAGUGUUAUUAAUUUGUAAUUUAAAGUAAUUCAUUUUCCUAGGAUAUUUUAGUAUUAAUUUUGAAAUUUAUAUAUAUUUCUUUGAAAUAGGAUUAUCAUUCAAAAUAUUUAAACAUUUAAAGUGGAAAGGGAUAGUGUGAUUUACUGUAUUUCUUGUCAGCAAGGUUACCUAAACUGUCAUAAGAAAAAUACAUAUUUCCAAAGAAUUACAUUUUGGUUGUUUUAGUUAAAAAUGUUUGAUCUUCUUCAAAUUUUGCUUUUUUUUCUUAAAAUAUUUAGUCUGCUGUGGAAUAUAUAAUAUGAAAUCUAUCAUAAGAAUUUCAUAGAACUCAAUGUUUUAUUGUAAUGUUAUCACCAUCAAUUUUGUUUAUCUUCUGCUAGAAUAAUUAGGUUUAUUAUGGCUUAUUAAAACUAUUUAUAAAAUUUUCACUUUGUUAGUUCUUGUCACAGAAAUGCUAGGGUGCUUCUAGGGUAACAAAACGUAAUCUCAUAAAAUUUAUCAGAGACUUAAGUCUUGGCAUCUUAAUGAUAAAUUUGACCAUUUCAAGUGCCAGAAAUUUUUGGUUGGUUACCUGUUAAGUGCAAUAAACUCAUCAGAUAUCAUAAGGGUUGGUUUGGUGUUUUAUUGUGAAGAAAUUCAAUUCUUCUGAUAAAGAUUAAAUCAGAAUUCCAUCAGAUCUUUAAUUAUGUAAAAAGGUUAAGCUUGGGUGUUGUUAUUUAAUGAUUUUGACAACCAUUAAAUUUACCAUUCUUCUGUCAGACAACUAGCCAAAAGGAAAUUAAUGGGUUAUACAUACGUUGAAAAACAUAUUAUAAAAUUUUAAGAGAUAGAUAUUUGGGGAAUAUGUUGAUAAUGCUCAGUUUUGGCCAUUUUCAGAAAGAUUAACUGUGUUGUAGUUUUUCAGAAAAUUCAUUAUGUACUCAGCUUUAGGAUAAAUAUGGUGAUUGUUUAUCAAAUAAUACUUUAUCUCCUUGAACUUCUAAAAUUUUAAACCUUGCCGUUUUCUAGGAAACAUUUGGCCAUCUUCUUCCAGAAAAAUUAACAUGUAAAUAGUUUUUUGAAAACUUUGAGGCUUACAACCCUAGUGUUUUUGUGAAAAUGUUUGUGUCUUCAAUUCUGCUUAAUGACUGUUUAAGAUUAAAUGGGUCCUUAGAAAACCUGUCCUUAUAAGUUUAAUUUAUAAUGUAAGCAUUAUUUUGAAAAUUUAGAAAGCUUACUUCUGUUUUCCAAAUUAAACUGGGUUAUAGCGAACUUUUCAAAGGGUUAAACAUUGGUAUUUCCAGCAAAAGUUUAUCAAGCUUUUUCUUGGCAGUGAGAGAGAAUAAGUGUAUAAUGAUACAAAAAUCACUAUUUAUUCAGUUUGUUGAAAGGUUAAGAAUUAGUAGUUUUCGUGAAAAUUCUGAUCGUUUGGAAGAAGUUGCUUUUCUUCUGCCAGAAAUAUUAGGAUUAGUCUUGGUGUUUUUUUUUAUGGUAAAAAUUUCACAUAUUUUAAACUUCUAUAUGUUUUGCCAGAAAUAUUUAUUGGGCUACGGGUUCUUAUAGUACUAACCAUUAUGAAGCCACACUGAUGAAAUGAUGACUGAAAUAAAAACAAUUAAUUGGGUUAUGUUCAAAAAGUAAUUCGUUAUCACAUAGGAUUUCUUUAAAAUUUAUCUACCUCGUGUGAUUAAGACUGGUUGGAUUAUGAAUUAUAAAAAGCUCCGUAUGACCUCACGUUUUUGAAAGAUUAAGUCUUAAUGGUUUUUUAGUUUAAUCUUUACAACCUUCUACAAAAAUUAAGUUGGAUUAUAAAGUGUGAAAAAAUUAAACAUUUCAUUAAUUAUCCAGAGUUAAUAUUUGGUGUCCUUUUAGAAAUGGGUCGGGCGUGGAAUAAUGAUUAGUGUACCGGUACUGUAGUUAUGAAGGUCUAUGUUUUGUAUUCCGUUGCCAAAUAUAAAAGAAAAAAUAUGAGAGUGAUAGUCAAGUCCAGUUUUGAAUUUGAGUAGCCCAAGUUAGAAUUGUCAGUGAAUGCUAUUUACUGCCUUCUUUGAUAGUCUUAGUUCAAAAAUAGGGACGACUAGAGCAGAUAUCCCUUGUGUAGCUAUUCACGAAUAUAAACAGGUGAAACUUUUAAAGAAAAACAACGUCUUCAAAUUUGUCCACUUUGUGCUGUGAUAAAUAUCCAAAUUAUGAACGGUUAAGCCUUGUUGAUUUCAGUAAAAAUGUUCAACUCGUUUUACAGAAUCUUGAUGAUCAAUUGAUAAUAGCAAAUUUGCAGUGUGUUAUUAACAUAGAUAAUUAUAAAGACAUUUUACCAC